AAGUAAAAUAUUAUGAAAUAUGAUUUACAGACUCUUUGAAAACAGCAUAAAAUAUAAGUGUAUUAAAAAAUAGUUCUUAUAAUGAUGACUGAUUAUAUCUUUGCAUAUUUAAAUAGUAAUUAUAAAUGGACUUGACAGAUUUGUUGCUUUUUAAUCAUGCAAGGUGAAUCUGCUGAAACUCUAUUAUCUAUAAAGAAUGGAGGAUAUCCAUCAAUUGAUGAGAUCAAAAGCGAAGUGAUCGAUGAUGAUACAAUGGAUAUGGAUGAUCAGCAAAUUUCAAAUAAUUCAACAGACUCCCAUAUGGACACUGAAGAAUCUGAUCCAAUUCCUGAACUUGGCCCUGCAGCUUUAGGUUUACAAAGAGUAGGUAGCCAACCUCCUCCAAAACCAAAUCCUCCUAGCCAACCAGUUCAAGUUUUAAAUCGAAGGGGAAUGCCAGCAAGGAUUAGAAAGAAAAACAAAUUAUUUUAUGAUGAUAUAUUAGUUAACCAUCCUCAUCAUAGAAUUAAAAAGGAUCCGUCACAUCCGGAUACAAAACAUUCUCCUAGAAAAGUAUCUCGUCCGUCUCCUGCAAAAAAACAAAAUAGAAUAACCAGUGAGCCAAGAAAAAAUAAUAAUAUGUUAAGCCAACCUGUAUCGUCUACAAUGACUCCAAUUAAACAAGAGAAAGAACCUGAUAAACCAAUGCCACCUUCAUCUCCGGAUCGUAAAAUUGGACAAAAGAUUGGUAUGAGAUUAAGAAAUUUAUUGAAAUUACCAAAAGCACACAAAUGGGUUUGUUACGAGUGGUUUUAUAGUAACAUUGAUAAGACUCUUUUUGAAGGAGACAAUGAUUUUAUGAUUUGUUUAAAAGAAUCAUUUCCACAAUUAAAAACUCGGAAAUUAACACGAGUUGAAUGGUGCAAGAUAAGAAGAAUGAUGGGUAAACCACGAAGAUGUUCACAGUCGUUUUUUGAGGAAGAAAGACGAGAACUGGAAAGAAAGAGACAAAAAAUUCGAAUGUUGCAACAAAGAAAGGCUGCUGAUAUUAAUAGUUUCAAAGAUUUACCACCAGAAAUACCAUUACAAUUGGUAAUAGGAACCAAAGUUACAGCAAGACUGAGAAAACCACAGGACGGUUUAUUCACUGGAAGUAUUGAUGCUGUGGAUACUAGUAAUAACACUUACAGAAUUACAUUUGAACGCGCCGGACUUGGAACGCAUAGUGUUCCAGAUUAUGAAGUACUGUCAAAUGAACCACCGGAAACGAUAAGUGUAGCCUCAUUUGCACAGAAGUUUAGACCACGACACGUACAAUACGUACCAUCUCCACCAUAUGCCAUGAAAUUAAUGUCACCGCGUUUAAACAGCGAUCCUUUAAUAUCGAAUGCUUCUGUAUCUUUACCAAAGAAAUCUCAUAUUGGUGGAACAAUGAAUGGUUAUCCUUUAAAAUUGUUGGAAUUUAUGGUUAAAGUAAAUAAAAUAUUAGCUGCUAAGAAGGUCAAAAUAAAAAAAUUAAAAGAGAUGAACAGCGAGGCAGAAAAAAGACGUUCGUUUGGAGAACUGUUGCCACCAGAUUUUGAAAGAAAAUAUGCAGGUAUCGUAGUUGAAUUGGAAAAGAUGAAUACCGCUUUGCAAGAUUUUCUUAAUGACGUUCAAGAACUUUGUCAAGAAAUGGCUCCGGAACCUAGUGUUGCAGCUAUGUUAGCUCCUUCUCAUCUGCGUGAAAAAUGUAGACAGGAAGCUGCAGAUAUGAUUGCAAGACAUAAUAGUGUUAAUGACAGGGAACCCGGAAAGAUGUCUCAAUUAGUAACAGAUUUAACAGCCCUUAUGCUUCAAGUAAAGAGUUUAUCUGAUUCAGAUCGUAAUGCAUAUGAAUUAAAAGUGCUACAAGGCACAAUGGAGCAAAUACGUGCAAAAUUAAGUCCACAAAAUCAACAAGUUUUUCAAAAUUGUGUUGAAAUACACAUGCAACAUAUACAAUUAGGUUUGGGACAAAGAGGUGCUUUAACGCCAUUUAUGGCCCAAAGAGCUUAGCAAAUACGAAAGUAAUUUUCAUUAAUACUUACAAAAAAAUGUACAAUACUAAAAUAGAUAUCAACUAUAAUAUUACAAUAUUUUAUAUGAAAAAGUCCAAUUUUAUUUUAUUAUCUUUUUUGUAUAGGGCAUAUCAUCAUUAAAGAGCACCUAUCUUAUUAGGAUACAAACAUUCUACAAAUGAGUUUAGGAUAAUGCGCUGUGCUGUUAAUUGCAUUAAACAUUUAAAGAUGUUCACGUUUAAAAGAUUUACCUGUAAACUUUGCGAUUUUUACAAUACAACUUUGCAAUAAUUAAAUAAUUAUGAAUUAUUAAAUCAAAAAUAAACUAAUAUGGCUAUUGUAAAUAAAGCGUGCAUUUUGCAGUGGCAGCUUUCAUUAACUUUAUAUAGAAAUUUAUAACAUUACAUCAUCACAGUAGGAAUGAAACAAAUUUUUUAUUUUGUAAAAAAGAGUUUAAUAUUUUCUGCUUAUAUAUAAUUCCAAAAAUUAAUAUAUAAUUAAUACAUUAAUAUUUUGAAAAAUUAUUUUCAAUAACUGUACAUUAGGUAUAUGCAUAAAUAUGGCAUAACCAAUUGUAAAUACACUAUAAAUGAUAUAAAAUAUGGAUCUUUUACAUUUGUUUUACUAUACUAGCUAUCAAUUUUUUAUUUAUAUCGAAUGUUUUACUUUGAAAAAUUGUGAAAUGUUUAAUAUAAUAUGCAAUAAUUUAUUUAUAAUAUGUGAGUCUACUUAAUGAUCCUAUUUCUAAAAUAGUUACCAAUAUAUUGAAUUAAGAACAUCGAUUAUUAAAGCUUAUUUGAUUCCAAAUAUUAUGUUGUCAUAAAUACAGUUAUAUGAAUGUUGUACUUAUUUUUCAAGCAUAUUAUAUUUUUAAUAAAGUAAAUGUAAAUUUGAUGCAAUUACAUAUGCAAUACUAAUAUAAAUAAUUCAAAUAUGGACAUCCCUUAAACUUUCUUUAUUAUCUGUAAAUAAAUUCUUAUUUCAAAAUAUCGCAAUCCUUUCAUAUUUUUUUUUAUCUUCAACAAAAACAAUGAUUUCAUUAGAUGAUGAAACAGUCAUUGCAUUGAGUUACAAACGUGGAAACUACAAAAUGUUUUAUAUUCGAGAAUAAGCCAAGAAAUGUAAAUUACGGACUUAUCACUUUUAGAUUCUAUUUACAUGAAUUUUUCAUAUGUAAAUAACUUUACAUUAGGAAACCUAUAUCAAGUAUGUAGAUGGUGUUCCACAGAUACAAUUCUGUAUGCAUACAUAACAAAAAAUUACUUUAAAUAAGUUAUGGUAUUUAUAUUUAUAACAUAUAAUAAUGCAAAGAAAAAAUGAAUUUGAAUAUGUAUACAUUUAGCUAAUUACUCGUACUUGUUUUUGUUCUAAGUACUUGCAAUAAAAGUAGCAAAUAACGUAUAUGAACUUCAAA
Molecule: messenger RNA, 3432 nt
Organism: Bombus pyrosoma
Lineage: Eukaryota; Metazoa; Arthropoda; Insecta; Hymenoptera; Apidae
Product: protein lin-9 homolog
Exons: 7
Coding region: 157-2016 (619 amino acids)
Biological process (GO): DNA-templated transcription; regulation of transcription by RNA polymerase II; regulation of cell cycle
Cellular component (GO): transcription repressor complex; nucleoplasm
Molecular function (GO): DNA binding
Source: RefSeq, a predicted model, not a curated record